GGUUAUCGAUUUUUUUUUUUAGAAAUGGAAGAAAGUUCACGAAAAAGAAGUUCAGAAGCUAUAGAAGAAAUAGAAGAUAGUUCUGGGUCAGAAGAAGAAGAAGAAAUUAUAGCAACCAACAGUUCUAAUACACCAAGUUUAACUAAAAAUAAAAGAGCUAGACAGUUUUCUGAAAUAUGGGAUUAUUUUAUUAAAGGCACAGAAAAAAGUCACAGUCAUUAUGAGGCUACCUGCUAUUAUUGUAUUCCCAAAAAAUCUUGGGCUAGAGGAAAACCAGCAAAACUAGAAGCACAUUUAGCAAAUGAGUGCCCAAAUUGUCCUGAAAUAUAA
Racocetra fulgida is the source of this 330-nucleotide messenger RNA. NCBI's taxonomy places the organism in Eukaryota, Fungi, Glomeromycota, Glomeromycetes, Diversisporales, Gigasporaceae. The record is from the annotation of a GenBank genome assembly.